AUGAGAGGUGCUGCUUCGACCGGAGUAGUAAUGGUCAUGUAUCUAACUAAGGUAAUCAUUUGGGGUUGCAGAUGGGACGCAAUUAUGUCCGGGAAUGUAACGGUUAAAGACAUGGACCGGUUAGUGGCAUAUGAGAAAGCAAUGAUGACUUGGGCUAAGUGGAUUGAUCAGAACAUUGAUCCUUCCAAAACCAAAGUCUUCUUCCAGGGUGUUUCUCCGGACCAUGGCCGCGCAAGCGAAUGGUCGAAACAAGGUGGCAAAGGCAGUUGCAUUGGAGAAACAAAGCCGAUUAUGGGAUCGAAGUACUGGGCGGGACCACACCGAGCGGAGAUGGUGGUGGCAAAAGUGAUAAAGACAAUGAAAAAUCCGGCGCGGUUAAUGGAUGUGACAUUGAUGUCUCAGCUAAGGAAAGAUGGACAUCCUUCGGUAUACGGGUUUGGCGGUCACAAGAUGCCGGAUUGUAGCCAUUGGUGUCUCUCUGGAGUCCCGGAUAGCUGGAACCAGCUCUUGUAUUCUGAGUUGUUUCAUUCUUAAAAUUUUGAUGGUUAGAGUCAAAACACAAUUCAUUAUAUGAUUUAUGUUGGUGUUGUUUUACCCAUUUAUUGAUGACCUAAACAUGUUUAUUUAGAUUUUCAUUUUCUUUUGUCAA
Messenger RNA from Arabidopsis lyrata subsp. lyrata, 649 nucleotides. Its product is annotated as protein trichome birefringence-like 43. NCBI's taxonomy places the organism in Eukaryota, Viridiplantae, Streptophyta, Magnoliopsida, Brassicales, Brassicaceae. The record is from RefSeq and is a predicted model, not a curated record. Gene Ontology annotation, molecular function: O-acetyltransferase activity. The transcript has 3 exons. Bases 1 to 534 code for a protein of 177 amino acids. Gene Ontology annotation, cellular component: Golgi apparatus.